AUGAGGGGCGUUCAGAUUUUCUCGGGCACAUCCCACCCGGCUCUUGCAGAGACCAUCUGCGAGCGAUUGGGGACUCAGCCCGCCCGGGCUGAUCUGGGAAAAUUCAGCAAUGGAGAAACGAGCGUCAACAUUGGUGUCUCGGUGCGGAACCAGGAUGUCUACAUCCUUCAGAGCGGCAGUGAAAAGAUCAAUGACAGCGUUAUGGAGCUGUUGAUUAUGAUCUCUGCUUGCAAAGGUGGUUCCGCAAAAUCCAUCACAGCGGUUAUACCGUACUUCCCUUACUCUCGUCAAUCCAAGAAGAAGAGCCACCGCGGUGCCAUCACCGCUAGAAUGUUUGCGAACCUGCUUUCUGUUGCUGGUGUGGACCACGUGAUUACUUUGGACUUGCAUGCAUCACAAAUGCAAGGAUUCUUUGGGAAACCUGUGGACAACCUGUUCGCAGAACCCUUUAUUGCCCGCUGGAUCCGUAUGAAUGUCCCGGGCUGGAAGGAGGCCGUGGUCGUUAGCAAAAAUGCUGGGGGUACCAAGCGGGUUACAUCAUUGGCAGACACCCUGAAGCUCAACUUCGGGAUCGUCACGACGGAUAGAAGGCGCCCGAAGAUGUCCGUCAAGAUGUCUGACAGCACGGUCUUCUUUGAUUCCAUCGAUGAGAUGACUCCUGCCCCGACAGACCAGGACCCCUUCGUCGAUCAGGACUUGGUGUCUGGUCAGAAUUCCUCUGCACCAAGCGGCUCGCAGUCCGAGUCUGAUGAUAAGAGCACGGCUGCCAUCGACUACUUGCGCCCAGAGACCCCACCUGCCCGUCGUCCCUCGGAGCUAGAAGCCGCGAAUGAGACUACGGACGUACGCGUACGGGACGUGAUCACGGGGAGAUUGGUCCAGGGUCACCUGGUCGAUGAUGAUUAUCCUACUCCCACUCAAACGUCUGGUACCCAGUCUGGCGAUACGACACCAGGGAAAACAUCCAACCCGGAUGGUGUGGAUGGCAUCUCCGAUCCGAUGGCGGAUUCGCUCAUCUCGACUCAGCCAUCUCUCCCGGGCGACCAUGCUUUGGGUGGCUCUUUCGAUGCCGCUGAAUCGUCUGACGAUGAGGCUAGCGUCGCUCGCAUCAAAGAGCACGAAAAGACCAUCACGCUGGUUGGUGAUGUCCGAGAUAGAACCGUGUUUAUCGUCGACGAUAUGAUCGACAAGGCCGGUUCCUGGAUUGCCGCAGCGGAAACAGUAGUGAGGAAAGGUGGGGCCAAGAAGGUCUACUGCAUCGCUACCCAUGGUCUUUUUGGUACAGAAUCGCUGGAGCAAAUGGAAGCGUGCAAGGCGAUUGAUCACAUUGUUGUGACGAACACCUUCCCUAUACCCCCGCAUCUCAUGCAGAAGUCGAAGAAGUUGAUCAUCAUCGACAUCUCUAGCCUGGUUGCUGAGAGCAUCCGGCGCCAUCACUACGGAGAAAGUGUUUCGGCACUCUUCCACCUCAAUGAGUAA
This is a messenger RNA of Aspergillus campestris IBT 28561, 1479 nucleotides long. Its product is annotated as ribose phosphate diphosphokinase subunit PRS1. Gene Ontology annotation, cellular component: ribose phosphate diphosphokinase complex; cytoplasm. The transcript has 5 exons. Gene Ontology annotation, biological process: 5-phosphoribose 1-diphosphate biosynthetic process; purine nucleotide biosynthetic process; ribonucleoside monophosphate biosynthetic process. The coding region runs from base 1 to 1479 and encodes 492 amino acids. Gene Ontology annotation, molecular function: magnesium ion binding; ribose phosphate diphosphokinase activity. The record is from RefSeq and is a predicted model, not a curated record. Lineage: Eukaryota; Fungi; Ascomycota; Eurotiomycetes; Eurotiales; Aspergillaceae.